Saccoglossus kowalevskii is the source of this 1614-nucleotide messenger RNA. RefSeq names its product U6 snRNA-associated Sm-like protein LSm2. Gene Ontology annotation, biological process: mRNA splicing, via spliceosome. Gene Ontology annotation, molecular function: RNA binding. The record is from RefSeq and is a predicted model, not a curated record. Gene Ontology annotation, cellular component: U6 snRNP; P-body; catalytic step 2 spliceosome. NCBI's taxonomy places the organism in Eukaryota, Metazoa, Hemichordata, Enteropneusta, Harrimaniidae.
AACCAAGAUGCUUUUCUACUCGUUCUUUAAGUCGUUGGUCGGAAAAGACGUAGUUGUUGAACUGAAAAAUGAUCUCAGUAUAUGUGGCACACUGCACUCGGUAGAUCAGUUUCUCAAUAUUAAAUUAACAGACAUCAGCGUGACAGACCCUGAAAAAUAUCCACACAUGCUCUCAGUGAAAAAUUGUUUUAUACGUGGUUCUGUGGUACGGUAUGUGCAGCUACCAGCAGAUGAGGUUGACACACAGCUACUACAAGACGCUGCCAGGAAAGAAGCUGCCCAGAGCAAAGGGCAAUAACAGAUAGUUUUUUGUAAAAGGGAUUUUUUUUAUACUUAUGUACUUGAAACACCUCUCUUCCAUGUGGAUUGUGAGAAUGCAUUAUUUGUAUAUUCGGGGAAGGGGGUGCUGGUGAACAUAUUAUAACAGUGGUUAUGAUAAUAAGACAUGGGCCCAAUGCAUUAUUUUAUUGAAAUGUUAAAGAAAAAAGUUAUGUUGCAUCCCAACAAUAAGGACUAAUACAGAUUUUUGUUUCAUUUUUCAACAGAAUUAUUUAAACACAGGUCCACUUUACAUGACAUGAAGGCCAUUGUUCAUGGUCUCCUGCAAAAGUCAGUUAUUUUAUUUAGUCCAAGGCUGGCUUAGCCUGCAAAUUAAGUGCUCUAUUUAUAUAAACUUGACUAAUGCAUAACACCACUUUAUUUUCACUGCAAUUUCUCACAUUACCCAGGACAUAGUUUGAGAUAGUUGGCAUACACCCUUUGCAGAUUUGUGAGGUACCAUUCACUGACUAAUAUAUACAUCAUGGCUGCUCACAAUGAAGCAUUUUUUUAUGUGAAGAAUACACAUAAAAUUAUCGAGAAAUAUCCUUUAUUGUGUUUGUAUAUUUUCUGUUCAUUUUCUGUUCUCAUUGUGUAGGUCUAUUUUGUUGACACUUAGAUUGUCCAAGGUAAAAAGAUAAAACAUCCCUUGAAACAUAUUUCUGAAGUCAAAAGUUGCUGAAAAAUUAACACUGCAAGAGAACCCAGUUUUUACAAGUCUGUGAUUGUGAACUACAUUCACAACAUUAUAACUUCUUCAAUUAUAUUACUAUACUCAGUCUAUAACUAAUUCAUAUGAUUGAGACCUGAGACGAUACUUUUUGGUUUAUUGGCAUUUGUAUGCAUCUGUAUUACUGUAAGUUACAGCAUUCCAUAAUUUUGCAGUAUUGACAGGGAAUCUACAUCUAACCAUAUUAGAAAAUCCAAAUUCCAAAUAUGGAAUUCUGAUGUGGAGUUUCCAAUAUAUCUUACAUCAAAUAGUCGGGGGUUAGGAAAAUGUACAACAAUGUUAAGUUACUUUGAAGUAUGCACUGAGACGGUACAGUCUCAUGACCUCUGCUACACAUCGGUUGAUACUGCCAUUGUGACAUAGCUAAUAUGAACACCAUUAGUAAUGCAAUCUCUUACUGGAAAGCCUCUACAGAUAGCCAUAAUGAAUGAGGUGGAGUUUGUGUUAAUUGAUUUUCUCCUGGAUAAAUAACCAACUCAACUUACUCAAGUAGUAGUUUAGCUUCCAUAGAUAAAUGUGUAUCAUUUUUACUAUGAAGAUUUUGUAAUAAAACAUCAAACAAAGUU